Messenger RNA from Symbiodinium necroappetens, 1047 nucleotides. NCBI's taxonomy places the organism in Eukaryota, Dinophyceae, Suessiales, Symbiodiniaceae. The record is from the annotation of a GenBank genome assembly.
AUGGGGUCGGCACCGCCUCGUGAAGGGCCCUUGAAUUUUGGCCGUGACGUGCCUCUGCGUGAUCCAGAUAAGCUAGACGUGCAAGUGGAGCUGCCUGACUGCAUCUCUGCUUUGGCUGCCUGUGGUCUGGCAUGCGGCCAAGAGCAGCAGCUUGUAUUGCCUGGCGCGGAAGUCUGGCGUAGCCGCGGAUGUGGAGAACACUCCAGAGGUGCCAACUCCGACAUCACGCUAGCAGAGCUUUCUGGUGUCAGGAACAUUUGUACAUGUUUGGACAUUGCGGCUGCCACGAUGUCGAUUCCAGUCGGCAGACCUCGUGAAUCUCUGGUGAAGUAUGAUCCGCCUCUGGAGCUGGGCCCCGCACCUUCGGAUGCCGUCGGUCGCAAGGGCAACAAGCCGCCCAAGCCGAACUCUCUGAAGGCACAGCUUGCACGCAAGACGCAACUGCCACCAGCAGAAUCGAAGCCCAACACAGACGACGUUCUGCAUGCGCUCCUUCCACCUCGUGAGUGGAUUGAGGACGGCAAGCACUAUCAGCAGUAUGUCAGCAACCAACCGGCCACACGCCUGGAUGUCAUCCAGCUGCAGGAGGCGUUGGACCAGCGUCUGAUGGAGCGGCAGGCUCGCGAGACUGGGAUUUGCCCUGUUCGGGAAGAGCUCUACUCACAGUGUUUUGACGAGCUCAUCCGUCAGGUCACGAUCAACUGCCCCGAGCGUGGAUUAUUGCUGCUGCGUGUCCGUGAUGAGAUUCGCAUGUCCAUUGCAGCAUAUCAGACGUUGUACCAGAGCAGUGUAACCUUCGGCACACGGAAGCAGCUUCAGUCCGAGCAGGGCAAGGCAGAAACAGAGCAGAUGAUUGCCGAGCAUGAGGAGCAGAAGAAGCAGAGAGAGGCGCGUGUUGUGGAACUCAAGAACAAGUGCGAAGCCAUUGAACGCCGCGAAGCGGAACGUCGGGCGGUAGAUGAACGCAAGCGGAAAGAAGAAAUUGACUUCCUCAAGCAUCAGCAGCAGCACUUGGAAUCUUUCCUCAAGAGCCACGACUCGAAGUGA